AUGGCAGAAGCUGGAUUUUAUUCUGUUGCUACUGGUCCUAAAGACGCUGAUGCUGCAAAAUGUUUCCUGUGUGGUAAAGAACUUGACGGUUGGGAAUCUAAUGAUGAUCCAUGGGAAGAACACAAGAGUCAUGCUCCUAAGUGUGCUUUUGUACAGCUCGGGAAAAAAGAGAAUGAUCUUCUACUUCCAGAGUACUUGUCAAUAGUCAAGCAAUAUAUAAUAAAUCAUAUUAAAGAACUGGUGGAGCAAAGCAAGGAAAUAAUUGAUGAAGAGGUGAACAAAAGUAAAGUGGACAUGUAUGGAAGAAUAAUAUAA
Messenger RNA from Leptosia nina, 315 nucleotides. The record is from the annotation of a GenBank genome assembly. NCBI's taxonomy places the organism in Eukaryota, Metazoa, Arthropoda, Insecta, Lepidoptera, Pieridae.